AUGGGCGAUAGCGUGCUUGAUCGCAAGUCCUCCACUGUCACCACUGAAAAAGAGCGCAGUAUUCGACUGAUCCGUUUGUUAUUGAAAUCGAUAUGUCUCUGGCCUUGCUCAAGCAACGCUUCAAUUGUUGACCGAGUUCUCUCGGAAUUUUCAAUAUGUACAUGUUUUUCUCUAUUACUCAUUACAACAUUAAGCUGCGGUUUAGCUCUUUUCGUUGAAGAACGUGAAAAUACGGAUUUGAUAAUGGUACACAUCGGUCCAUUCUUUUGCUACAUCAUGACAGUCAUGAAGUAUAUUUGCUUGGUGCUGCACGUCAACGACAUACGCAUUUGCAUAAAUUGCAUGGAGCUUGACUGGAAUACCGUGAGAAGCAUCGGCGAUCACGAAGUGAUGCUGAGGAAUGCCAAGAUCGGUCGCAUCAUGGCAACGUUUCUCACUACGUUCAUGCACAGCGCCGUACAAUUCUAUAGCGUCACCAGGUGUCUCAUCAAGAACGUCGUGGAAGUGAAUAAUGUCAAUAUUUCGGUUCGCGAGUUGCCCUAUCCAUUCUACCAUGAAAUUCUAGACGUGCGCUUCAGUCCUGCGUAUGAGGUGGUGUUGGUUAUGCAUAGCGUAUCAGCCUUUGUCAUGUGUGGUGUCACCAGCGUCAACUGUGGUUUGAUGGUGAUCUUCGUAAUGCACGCGUGUGGGCAACUCAAGAUCCUAACAAUGUGCAUCCAGUUGAGCCGUUGGUUUUUGAGAUCAAUCGGCGCGUGGCCUCUGGCUCUUUGUGAAACCACCACGGAAAAAUUCGGUUGCGUGAUCUUGAUAAUAAACAGUUGCUUCCUGAUAGGUUUUCUCGUGCUCCCAUGCGUACUCAGCACUAUUCUGGUGGAUGCCGAUCUCGACAACAAACUCCGGAUGAUCGGUCCGCUCAUUUUCUUCCUGACGGCUGUGAUGAAACAUUACAUCCUCAUCGCCCGCAACGAGAAGAUCAGUGAGUGCAUUCGCCACGUCCACUCAGACUGGAAUCGCAUCAGAUUGGGCCACGAAAAGGAUCGAGAGAUUAUGUUUGACAAUGCCCGAUUCGGCAGGUGGUUGUCCAUCGUCAGCGCGGUCUUCAUGUACUCCGGUGGCUUGUUUUACACUGCUCUGAUGCCGUUAUUCUCAAGGAGAACUGAUAUCAUUGACAAUGUGACGGUGAAAUUGCAUGCAUUCCCGGUCUACCGAGGCUUGUUUGACCCACAGGAUAGUCCAUUGUUCGAGGUCGUGCAAUUCAUGCAAGCUCUGGCCGGUUAUGUCAUUUAUACGAUCACCAUCAGCGUUUGCAGCCUAGCCGCGGUGUUCGUCAUGCACGCUUGUGGACAAUUCCAAAUUCUCAUGCUAAAAAUGGAGGACCUUGCGGACGGUAAAGACAGAAAGAGCGCUAAUAACACACCUGAAAAAAGACUUGGCGAUAUCGUAAAGUGUCACAUUAGGAUACUCAGUUUUAUCACUUGCACUGAGGAACUUUUGAAUGAAAUUUGUCUUGUGGAUGUAAUUGGAUGCACGCUCAACAUAUGUUUCCUAGGAUUCAACUUGAUGACGUGUGUACAGAUUGGGAUAAAGUCUUACAUGAUAGACUGGUACCGUCUCCCGAGUAGAGGAGCGCUCGGUUUAACAUUAGUAAUGUCCAUGUCCAAUGCCACGAUCAAACUCACAGCUGGCAAAUUCAUGGAUUUAUCCUUGGCCAGUUUCUGUAGCCUUUGCCGUUGGGUCAUGAAACCGAUCGGCAUCUGGCACUUCGUUUACAACCGAUCAUCGCAAAACGAGAAGUUACUCUCGACCGCGCUCACCUUUAUGUGCGUUUCUAUGCUGUGCUUCGUGCUCGUGCCUUCCGGCCCAUACGUCCUUCUCCGCGAGAAGGAUAUUUACGUGAAGGUAAAACUUCUCGGUCCCAUCGGCUUCUGCCUGACUUCCGUGGUCAAGUACUGCUUCCUCGGUGCGCGUGGCACAGCGAUCAGCAGGUGCAUCGAGCACGUCGAAGACGAUUGGCGAGUCGUUUGGCACGAAGAUCAUCGCAGGAUGAUGCUGAAGAACGUGCUGAAGAGUCGCAAACUCAUCACGUUGUGCGUGCUUUUCCUUUACACCGCCGGGUUAUCCUGUCACAUUAUUAUACCAUUAUCUGCGAAAGUAAAGAUAAACGAUAGCUUUACAAUCAGACCGCUGGUGUAUCCUGGGUACGACCAGUACUUCGAUUCCCAGGCUAGUCCCGCUUAUGAGAUCGUCUUCUGUAUACACUGCUUGUGCUCUCUUAUCCAAUACAGCAUCACGACGUCAGCGUGUAGCUUAGCUGCGAUUUUCGCAACUCAUGCGUGCGGGCAAGUGCAGAUAUUGACAACAUUGUUGGAUGACUUAGUUGAUGGAAAGAGAAGCGACGAGAACACCACUGUGGAAAAACGCUUGAAGGUGAUAGCGAGGCAUCAUGUGCGAGUGCUGAGCAAAAUUGGUUCAGCCGCAUAUGAAGUUAAUUGGUACGAUUUACCUGGACAUAAAGCUUUCGUUCUCGUAAUGAUUAUUACGAUAUCACACUAUCCACCGAAACUUACGGCUGGCAAGUUCUUCGAAUUAUCCCUCAAUACUUUCAGUUCUGCACCUACACGCAAUCCUGGAAUCAUUAUUCCCCGCGCUUGCGUCGCGAACGUUGUCGGGACAACCGGUCGCGUGUUUCAGUCGGCGUUGCACACCACGAGCGGCAGUAUGCACAAUCGAUCCCGACAUCCAGAACGGAUUCAGCAGAUCCACAAUGUACACCACAAAAACGACAUACACUAUACUAUGCAGCUGUGCCGUUGGAUCCUGAAACCAAUUGGCAUCUGGCACUUUGUCUACAGCCACUCAUCGCAAAACGAGAAGUUGUUCUCGACCACACUCAUCUUCAUGUGUGUUUCUAUUCUGUGCUUUGUGCUCGUGCCUUCCGGUCCAUAUGUCCUCCGCGAGAAGGAUAUUUACGUGAAGGUAAAACUCUUCGGUCCCAUCGGUUUCUGUCUGACUUCCGCGGUCAAGUAUUGCUUCCUCGGUGCGCGCGGCACGGCGAUCGGCAGGUGCAUUGAGCACGUCGAAGACGAUUGGCGUGUCGUACGGCAUGAGAAUCACCGCAAGAUGAUGCUAAAAAAUGUUUUGAUCAGUCGCAAACUCACCACACUGUGCGUGCUUUUCCUUUACACCGGCGGGUUAUCCUAUCAUACCAUCAUGCCGCUAUCUGCGAAAAUAAAGAUGAACGACAGCUUCACGAUCAGACGACUAGUGUAUCCUGGGUACGACCAGUACUUCGAUUCCCAGGCUAGUCCCGCUUACGAAAUCGUCUUUUGCAUACACUGCCUGUGCUCUCUUAUCCAAUAUAGCAUCACGUCGGCAGCGUGUAGCUUGGCCGCGAUUUUCGCAACUCACGCGUGCGGGCAAGUACAAAUAUUAACGACGUUGUUGGAUGAUCUGGUCGAUGGAAAGAGAAGCGACGAGAAUACUACUGUGGAAAAACGUCUGAAAGUGAUAGCAAGGCAUCAUGUACGAGUGCUGAGAUUUACAGCUGACGUGGAAGAAGUGUUGCGCGAAAUAUGCUUAAUGGAACUGGUAGCUGCAACUUUGAUCAUAUGUUUGCUCGAGUACUAUUGUAUGAUGGAAUGGAAAAAUAGCGACACCAUUGCCAUUGUUACAUACUUCAUUUUAUUGGUAUCCUUAACUUUCAAUAUUCUAAUAUUUUGUUAUAUUGGCGAGCUUUUGGUGGAAGAGUAUAGCAAAAUUGGUUCAGCCGCGUAUGAAAUUAAUUGGUACGAUUUACCUGGACAUAAAGCUCUCGUUCUUGUAAUGAUUAUUAUGAUAUCACACUAUCCACCAAAACUUACGGCUGGCAAAUUCUGCGAUUUAUCUCUCAAUACUUUUGGCGUCGUACUUAAAACGUCCGUAGUAUAUUUGAAUUUACUUCGAACAGUUACAGAAUAG
This is a messenger RNA of Odontomachus brunneus, 3957 nucleotides long. RefSeq lists its product as uncharacterized. Lineage: Eukaryota; Metazoa; Arthropoda; Insecta; Hymenoptera; Formicidae. The coding region runs from base 1 to 3957 and encodes 1318 amino acids. The record is from RefSeq and is a predicted model, not a curated record. The transcript is spliced from 11 exons. Gene Ontology annotation, molecular function: odorant binding; olfactory receptor activity. Gene Ontology annotation, biological process: detection of chemical stimulus involved in sensory perception of smell; sensory perception of smell. Gene Ontology annotation, cellular component: plasma membrane.